Molecule: messenger RNA, 5720 nt
Organism: Carassius auratus (goldfish)
Lineage: Eukaryota; Metazoa; Chordata; Actinopteri; Cypriniformes; Cyprinidae
Gene: col1a1a
Product: collagen, type I, alpha 1a
Exons: 51
Coding region: 142-4488 (1448 amino acids)
Cellular component (GO): extracellular matrix
Molecular function (GO): extracellular matrix structural constituent; protein binding
Source: RefSeq, a predicted model, not a curated record
GGUUUAGGCAGUAGGGAGUUUCUGCUGGGGUCUGGAUUGGAGUCACAGAAGACCGGACCCUACCGUGUAUGAUUGGAGUCUAAAGAAGAAAAAAAACUUCCCUAGCUCGCCUCAAAGAGUCUACAUGUCUAAUAUUUAGACAUGUUCAGCUUUGUGGAUAUUCGGUUGGCGCUGUUGCUCAGCGCAACUGUGCUUUUGGCAAGAGGACAAGGAGAAGAUGAUCGCCCAGACGGCAGCUGCACAAUGGACGGCCAGGUCUACAAUGACAGGGACGUCUGGAAACCAGAGCCAUGCCAAAUCUGCGUGUGCGACAGCGGCACCGUUAUGUGCGACGAGGUGAUCUGCGAGGACACGACCCACUGCGCCAACCCAGUGAUUCCCAACGACGAGUGCUGCCCCGUCUGCCCAGACGACGAAUUCAAGGAGCCCGGUGCUGAGGGACCAAGAGGUCCUGCUGGUGAGAAGGGUGACAGGGGUCCUCCUGGCCCUCCCGGCAAUGACGGAAUCCCUGGACAGCCUGGUCUUCCUGGGCCCCCAGGCCCCCCUGGACCUCCUGGCCUUGGAGGAAACUAUUCUCCUCAGAUGUCUGGUGGAUUUGAUGAGAAAUCCGGAGGAGCAAUGGUCGUCCCAGGCCCCAUGGGACCUAUGGGCCCCCGUGGACCCCCUGGACCUCCUGGAUCUUCUGGACCCCAAGGAUUUACUGGUCCCCCUGGUGAGCCUGGUGAGGCUGGUGCUCCUGGUCCAAUGGGUCCCCGUGGUCCAGCUGGUCCCCCUGGAAAGAACGGAGAGGAUGGUGAGUCUGGCAAACCCGGUCGCCCUGGUGAGCGCGGACCCCCUGGCGCACAGGGUGCUCGUGGAUUCCCCGGAACCCCUGGACUUCCAGGCAUCAAAGGACACAGAGGAUUCAGCGGUCUAGAUGGAGCUAAGGGAGACACUGGCCCUGCUGGACCUAAGGGUGAGCCUGGUGCCGCUGGUGAGAACGGAACUCCUGGAGCUAUGGGUCCUCGUGGUCUGCCUGGUGAGAGAGGCCGCGCUGGUCCUCCUGGUUCUGCUGGUGCUCGUGGUAACGAUGGUGCUGCUGGAGCUGCUGGUCCUCCUGGCCCAACUGGCCCUGCUGGUCCCCCAGGAUUCCCUGGUGGCCCUGGAGCUAAGGGAGAGGUUGGUGCUCAGGGAGCUCGUGGUGCAGAGGGACCCCAGGGAGCCCGUGGAGAGCCUGGUAAUCCUGGACCUGCUGGUGCUGCUGGACCCGCUGGUAACAAUGGAGCUGAUGGUGCCCCUGGUCUUAAGGGUGCUCCUGGCGCUCCUGGUAUUGCUGGUGCUCCAGGUUUCCCUGGACCUCGUGGUCCUCCUGGACCUUCUGGAGCUGCUGGUGCUCCUGGCCCUAAGGGUAACACUGGUGAGGUUGGUGCCCCUGGUUCCAAAGGAGAGGCUGGUGCUAAAGGAGAGGCUGGUGCCCAAGGAGUUCAGGGUCCCCCUGGCCCCUCUGGUGAAGAAGGCAAGAGAGGACCUCGUGGUGAGCCCGGUUCUGCUGGUGCCCGCGGACCCCCUGGUGAACGUGGUGCUCCUGGUGCUCGUGGUUUCCCUGGUGCUGAUGGAUCUGCAGGUCCUAAGGGUGCCACUGGUGAGCGUGGAGGCCCUGGAGUUGUUGGACCUAAGGGUGCCACUGGUGAGCCUGGCCGCAAUGGUGAACCUGGUUUGCCAGGAACCAAGGGUAUGACUGGUAGCCCUGGCAGCCCUGGACCUGAUGGAAAGACCGGAGCUACUGGUGCUCCUGGACAAGAUGGCCGCCCUGGACCACCUGGCCCCGUUGGAGCCAGAGGACAACCUGGUGUCAUGGGAUUCCCUGGACCUAAGGGUGCUGCUGGUGAGGCUGGCAAACCCGGUGAGAGAGGUGUGAUGGGUGCUCUUGGUGCCACUGGUGCUCCCGGUAAGGAUGGUGAUGUUGGCGCCCCUGGUGCUCCUGGACCUGCUGGGCCUACUGGUGAGAGAGGUGAACAGGGACCUUCUGGUCCUCCUGGAUUCCAGGGUCUGCCAGGACCUCAGGGUGCAACUGGUGAGCCUGGCAAAGCUGGUGAGCAGGGUGUUCCUGGAGAGGCUGGAGCUCCUGGGCCAGCUGGAUCCAGAGGCGACAGAGGAUUCUCUGGUGAGCGUGGUGCCCCUGGCCCUGCUGGUCCUGCUGGUGCCCGUGGAUCUCCUGGUGCAUCUGGUAACGAUGGCGCUAAGGGUGAUGCUGGUGCUCCAGGUGCCCCUGGUGCUCAGGGUCCUCCCGGACUUCAAGGAAUGCCUGGCGAGCGUGGUUCUGCUGGUCUGCCAGGUCUUAAGGGUGACAGAGGUGACCAAGGUGCCAAGGGUACUGAUGGUGCCCCUGGUAAAGAUGGCAUCCGUGGUAUGACCGGCCCAAUUGGACCUCCUGGACCUGCUGGAGCUCCUGGUGACAAGGGAGAGUCUGGUGCUCCUGGACUUGUUGGACCUAUUGGUGCCCGUGGACCACCUGGUGAGCGUGGAGAGACUGGUCCUCCUGGACCUGCCGGAUUUGCUGGACCUCCUGGUGCCGAUGGUCUGCCUGGUGCUAAGGGAGAGCCUGGAGACAAUGGUGCUAAGGGUGAUGCUGGUGCUCCAGGACCUGCUGGAGCGACCGGUGCCCCCGGACCUCAGGGUCCUGUUGGUGCUACUGGACCCAAGGGUGCCCGUGGUGCUGCUGGUCCUCCUGGUGCUACUGGUUUCCCUGGUGCUACUGGCAGAGUUGGACCUCCCGGCCCUGCUGGAAACGCUGGACCCGCAGGACCUCCUGGAGCACCUGGUAAGGAAGGCCAGAAAGGUAACCGUGGUGAGACUGGACCUGCUGGGCGCACUGGUGAAGUUGGUGCUGCUGGACCACCUGGUGCCCCUGGUGAGAAAGGAAAUCCUGGAGCUGAGGGUGCUACUGGCCCUGCAGGUAUCCCUGGACCCGCAGGUAUUGCUGGUCAGCGUGGUAUUGUUGGUCUCCCUGGCCAAAGAGGCGAGCGUGGUUUCCCUGGUCUCCCCGGUCCAUCUGGAGAGCCUGGCAAACAAGGAUCAUCUGGUCCUUCUGGUGAGCGUGGACCUCCUGGACCCAUGGGACCCCCUGGAUUGGCUGGACCUCCUGGUGAGCCUGGUCGUGAGGGUACUCCAGGUAAUGAGGGCUCUGCUGGACGUGAUGGUGCUCCUGGCCCCAAGGGUGACCGUGGUGAGACUGGCUCUGCUGGCACCCCCGGUGCUCCUGGACCUCCUGGCGCUCCUGGACCCAUUGGCCCUGCUGGAAAGACUGGUGAUCGUGGAGAGUCUGGCCCUGCUGGUCCUGCCGGUGCUGCUGGCCCUGCUGGUCCCCGUGGACCCGCUGGACCCGCUGGAGCUCGUGGAGACAAGGGUGAGACUGGUGAGGCUGGUGAGAGAGGCAUGAAGGGACACAGAGGAUUUACCGGAAUGCAGGGACCACCAGGACCUCCUGGACCCUCUGGAGAGCCUGGACCUGCUGGAGCUUCUGGACCCGCUGGACCAAGAGGCCCUGGUGGAUCUGCUGGACCCGCUGGUAAGGAUGGUAUGAGCGGCCUUCCUGGACCCAUUGGACCCCCUGGACCCCGUGGUCGCAAUGGAGAAAUUGGACCAUCUGGACCACCUGGACCCCCCGGACUCCCUGGACCUCCUGGACCCUCUGGUGGUGGAUUUGAUAUUGGCUUCAUUGCUCAGCCACAGGAGAAGGCCCCUGAUCCCUUCCGCUCAUACCGUGCCGAUGAUGCCAAUGUGAUGCGCGACCGUGACCUUGAAGUUGACACCACCCUCAAGUCCCUGAGCCAACAGAUUGAGAGCAUCAUGAGCCCAGAUGGCACCAAGAAGAAUCCUGCACGCACUUGCCGUGACCUGAAGAUGUGCCACCCAGACUGGAAGAGCGGUGAGUACUGGAUUGACCCUGACCAGGGCUGCAACCAGGAUGCCAUCAAGGUCUACUGCAACAUGGAAACUGGUGAGACCUGCGUCUACCCAACUGAGUCCUCCAUUCCCAAGAAGAACUGGUACACAAGCAAGAACAUCAAGGAGAAGAAGCAUGUCUGGUUCGGAGAGGCCAUGACCGAUGGCUUCCAGUUUGAAUAUGGCAGCGAGGGCUCUAAGCCUGAGGAUGUCAACAUUCAGCUCACCUUCCUGCGCCUCAUGUCCACUGAGGCCACCCAGAAUAUCACAUACCACUGCAAGAACAGCAUUGCAUACAUGGACCAGGCUUCUGGCAACCUGAAGAAGGCUCUUCUGCUCCAGGGCUCCAAUGAGAUCGAGAUCAGAGCAGAGGGCAACAGCCGCUUCACAUACAGUGUCACUGAGGAUGGUUGCACGUCGCACACCGGUGCAUGGGGCAAGACAGUCAUCGACUACAAAACAACAAAAACAUCCCGUCUGCCUAUUAUUGACAUCGCCCCUAUGGACGUUGGUGCACCUAAUCAGGAAUUUGGCAUUGAAGUUGGCCCAGUCUGCUUCUUGUAAAAAAGAAAUCUGGACAUGAGAUUGUUUGUGUGCGUGUGUGUUUUUUUCUAGCAAUCAUCUCUCAAAUCUUUUCUAUGCAUUAAAAUCAAACCCUAGAAUUCAAUUUGGCUAUGCAAAUGGUCCACUUGCUUAGACCUGCGCUUCAGAAGACAGUGGUUGUGUGUUAUCAGGCUUUUUUUGGACCACUAUUUUGUCACCACCCACACUGAGGAUACUUUAGAAGACUCAUUUGUUUCACUGGCAACAAGAAAAUAAUAUAUUAUACUUAUAAAGUGUAAAAUCCCCCUGGAGUUUAAAGAAACAUCACUGAUGCAACUGACUUCUUUUCAACCACUGAGGAAGGACAAUGAAAGAGCAAAACCAAAUGCUUUGUACCAUGUUCAGGUGUUAAAUAAAUCUGUAAAAUGACAUUUAAGUGUCUUUGUGUUAUACCCAUUAGGACCACCGGGGUGCUGAAUGCCAACGUUCCUCUCAAGAGUCACACAAAGUACAUUAAGUAGAGACAGGGGUUCAACUUUGUUUUGAUGUCUUAUGGCUACCUCAAAAAAGAAACCUGCAAUUCCCAGUGUUGACCAACAUCAGGUCAGGAUUUUACGUGGCAGAAGUAUGGUUAAGGAUCAAGUGACAGCUGUAAACGUGCUAUUUCCUCAUGAGGUCCUGUCAGCAAGAAAUUCUACAGUUGUGCUUUUUCUAAAAGUAAUGCAUUGUUCGUUGCUUUUGCUCACAGGGCCUUUGGUGCUAAAGAAAUCCUAAUAUCUUGCCGCCCAGUUGUAACGGAUGCCUCUCUUUCUGAAGUGUACGCUAAGAGCCAGACAGCAGAGCUUCUGUUAAGAGGCAGUACUGUAGCUGUGAUACACGCAGUCUUUUCAAGUGUAGAAUAAGCAGGUGGAGUCUGUUUUUAUUUUCCAAACACCUUUUGACACUUUUUGGUUGUUGUCUAUUGGUUUCUUUUCAAAACAUCCCCCCAAUGUUGUCCAGUUGCUUCCAGCUAUAUCCCCACUUCUUUCACAUACUUCUGUAAUGAGGAUUUUUGUUUUCACCCAGGUUUUUUUUAUUUUAUUUUUUUUAGCGUAAAACAGGCAAUCAAAUAGAAAAGUCCUAAAAUGAUGAGAAGCACACCAUAGGGGGGGUAAAACAAGAGGAUCUGUACCUAUUUUGUAUAUGUAUAUUAAUUUGAGAUGUUUUUAAUUAUUUUGAAUGCUGAAAUAAAGCAUGUUAAGUGGUCGACCUUA